GGACUCGUGAUUUCUUUUAAAGGAGCAUUACUGACUUCAACAGGUUGUUGAAUAUGUUGAAGAAUAUCACAAGUCGAUUAUAACUUUGGUUUGUUGAAAUAAUGGUUAUAUUUCAAAGGUGUGCGCUGAAAAACCUUAUCCUGCCGAGUCCUUACUGUCGGGGUUGGGGAGUUCUACCAGCGAGUAAAAGUUAUAUCACUGAGUUCGCAUUUUUUCUCCUCCUUGGGCAUCGAUGCACUGGAUACAGUACCAUAUCAGAAACGUGGCUCACUGGAGAGACGCUAUCCGAGGCGGUGCAGCCAACGGGUUUCUCCACGCAUCGCGCAGACAGAAACAAACAUCUUUCUGGGAUCCCUGGUGUGAGAGAACGUACUCUUAUUGCAGUGAAACCAGAUGGGGUCCAGCGCCGCCUUGUGGGACAGAUAAUGCAACGCUUUGAGCAGAGAGGCUUCAAACUGGUGGGCAUGAAGAUGCUGCAGGCAUCAGAGGAGCUGCUCUCUCAGCACUACCAGGAGUUAAGGAGGAAGCCCUUUUACCCCAGUCUCCUGUACUACAUGACCUCUGGUCCCAUAGUUGUUAUGGUGUGGGAGGGUCAUAAUGUGGUCCGGACAUCACGGAUCAUGGUAGGAGACACCAACCCAUCUGAGGCCCAAGCAGGCACUGUCCGGGGGGAUUUCAGCAUUCACAUCAGCAGAAAUGUGGUCCAUGCCAGUGAUUCAGUAGAGGGGGCUCAGAGGGAGAUCCAGCUGUGGUUUCAUCGAAAGGAACUGAUGGAUUGGGACUGCUAUGACCACAAUAGCACCUACCAGCUUUGAGAACGAGAUGGAAGGCAGAGAUUGAAAGAGAGUGUGAACAAGGUAGAAUGACCAUCAGGAACAGUGGCCCCAUACCUAACUCUGUCCUGCUUGCAAUACUCAGCCUUCUCCAUCGUGGCAGGCUCCAAUAACCAAGAGCCCCUCGCCUACUCUUAUACAGUAAUGUAUCGUCAUCACCAUUCGUUUUUGGAUUUAAGAUCAAAUGAUCCAUAUGACACAUCAUUAGUUUAUUUGAGGCUGAUUUAAUGAAUAUCCAUUUGACCAUUUAGACAGUGCUUUUAUGUAUUUAGUCCCUCCAUUUGAAGAAAUCAUAAGUAUUUGGUGCCAUAUCGCUUGGACCUAAUGACUUCAAGUUUGCAACUCUACAAAUUCAUUGGCUGCAUUUGCAAUUCAUUUUAUGGGAUGUGAUCUAAUAGUAACUAAAUGGUGUCUGGAAUCUUUUUCUUUCUAAAUGAGCGGAGAUGUUUCUGAACCCAUCCAAAUUGUCACACCCUGAUCUGUUUCACCUGUCUUUGUGCUUGUCUCCACCCCCCAAGUGUCUCCCCUCAUUAUCCCCUGUGUAUUUAUACCUGUGUUCUGUUGCCAGUUCGUUUUGUUCGUCAAGCCUAACAGCGUUUUCACCCUUGCUCCUGUCUUUUCUAAAGUUCCUGUUUUCUGGUUUUGACCAUUCUGCCUGCCCAGACCCGGAGCCUGCCCGCUGUCCUGUACCUUGUCCCACCACACUAGAUUAUUGACCUCUGCCUGCCCUGAGACUACAUGCCGUUCUGUACCUUUUGAAUUCUGAUCUGGAUUACUGACCUCUGUCUGCCCUUGACCUGUCAUUUUGCCUGCCCUCUGUUCUAGAAAUAAACUUUUGUCACUUCGA
Oncorhynchus mykiss (rainbow trout) is the source of this 1680-nucleotide messenger RNA. The record is from RefSeq and is a predicted model, not a curated record. NCBI's taxonomy places the organism in Eukaryota, Metazoa, Chordata, Actinopteri, Salmoniformes, Salmonidae.